This is a messenger RNA of Ziziphus jujuba (common jujube), 997 nucleotides long. RefSeq names its product serine/arginine-rich SC35-like splicing factor SCL33. The coding region runs from base 164 to 763 and encodes 199 amino acids. The record is from RefSeq and is a predicted model, not a curated record. Gene Ontology annotation, molecular function: RNA binding. The transcript has 6 exons. NCBI's taxonomy places the organism in Eukaryota, Viridiplantae, Streptophyta, Magnoliopsida, Rosales, Rhamnaceae.
UAACGGCGUGAAUUAGAGAAGCGCAUAACCACCAAAGCCGCGAAGCUUCUCGAAUAUUUAAAGGAGUUUCUGGCAUUGCAGCUGAACCAUACGGUUAUUCGGAGAAGAGGAGAGCUUUUGGUUUAGCGUUUCAAAUCCAGCAACCCUUAUCCUGUAAGUGCCAAUGAGGGGUAGAAGCUACGGUUACAGCCGUUCACCCCCGAGGGGUUAUAGCAGAAGGCGUCGUAGUCCAGGCCCUAGGACUCGCUAUAGAAGUCGUGGUAGAGAUCUUCCUACAAGUCUGUUGGUUCGCAAUCUUCGCCAUGACUGCAGGCCUGAAGAUUUACGUGGGCCGUUUGGGCAAUUUGGCCCUCUUAAGGACAUUUACUUGCCCAGGGAUUAUUAUACUGGGGAGCCUCGUGGCUUUGGAUUUGUUCAGUAUGUAGAGCCAGCUGAUGCUGAAGAUGCCAAAUAUCAUAUGGAUGGGCAAAUUCUACUUGGUCGUGAAUUGACAGUUGUCUUUGCUGAAGAGAACAGAAAGAAACCCUCUGAAAUGAGGGCAAGAGAGCGAUCCAGGGGUCACUCCUAUGAUCGUAGGCAGUCGUACUCUCGCAGUCCAGACUACUAUUCACCUUCACCUCCACGAAGGCGUUACUCAAGGUCGAUUUCUCCUAGGGGGAGAAGGUACAGGGAUCGAUCAUACUCAAGGUCACCUUAUGGUUAUGGUUCAAGGAGUCGUAGCCCAAGCUACAGUAGGAGCCGGAGCCGAAGCAUGGACUACUAAUAAUAUAAUAAGUGGAUGUGAGAUUGUGCUGUUAGGAGGUGGUAUCUUGUGAUAGAAAUUCUCUUGAUGCACUAUUUGGAGUUCUUUAGAAAUGAUGGCUUAUUAAUGUUGGAAAUUCUACUGAUUGAACCUGAUAUAGGGCUUCUUACAAUUAUUGUCUAUUACAAUGAUUGUCUUCUCCAUUUGAACCUUCAGUUCAUUUUUAUUCAUGGAACCUUACAAUGAUUGCUGUUU